UGGGCACGCUGGAUAAUGUGGAUAAUGUAACCGAAGGUGGGCGAGGCAGGCGAAGGGGCCAACGCGGGAACGAAGUGGGUAGGACUCGCGGGACACGAGGGUUCCGCACCAGUCAAAGGAGAGACCCGCGAUAUACACGGCGUCUCGCCAAGUAAACUAAGGUCCGUAUAGCGAGUCACUCUCAAACAAUCGACGCUCCAAGGAAACGGACAGUAGCGCAGAAUCAGCUUCAGAGUGCAGUGGGUGCAACGUGCAGAAGGAGUUGUGUCAUGGAAGUGCUCAAGAGGACUACGUCCUAAAAUUAAUAGAUCCGUUUCGAGGAUUUUUUUCCAGGGAAAUUCUCCCAUGAUGGCCUUGCACGUUGUUGGAAAGACUCUAGUGAGCCUCGCAAUGCUUGCGACUUGCAUAUGCAUCGUAGAGUCAGUGACGAAUAAAGACAUAAGAGACUCAACGAGAAACACGAAAGAAUCUAGUCACGAGUCGGAUGGGACAGAACGUUCGCAUUGGGGCAGGAGAUUAACAUCGGCAACGAGGAAAGAUCCGGGAACAGGAUCGGAUAGAAAGACAAUGCACAGGCUGAUCGGUGGUCAUCUGAAGUCCCUCUCUAGACAACAUGGUGAACAAGGGACUUACGAUGGAGCAGCUUGGGACGACGGUCUCCUUCUCUCAUCGGCAGGUAACGGCAAAGAGAAGAAGAACAACAGCCGAGCAGAGGACGACGAUGAAAAAAAGACGCUUGCUCAACAAGUGAAGGAAGGAAAAUACGGACUAAUUCAAAAUGAGAUAUACCCAAAGAAGCCAAAGAGACCGGGUAUAAUAAGCUACUCGAGCAAUCCCGAGGUACCGAAGGAUACAGCACAGAACCUAGGUGGUCUUGACGAAGAGGAGAUAUGGCUGGCGGAAAAUCAUGUACUGGUGUUGCGAGGUGGAAAUUUUCCUGGUCACGGAACGAGUCAUCAAGGCAACUCCAGGCAAAAAUGGCCGCCAAUCGAUAAUUACGAGGCGCCCAAGCGACAAGUCCAAAUUCCAUCGCGACCCAAGAUACCGCCGCCCUUUCCCGUACAACUCACCGAGGGUGGACCCAUCAAGAUCAUCCAAACAAAUAGCACCGAUGCACCCGACGACGCCAAUAAGUACGACGCUAACCCCUACUACUCGGAGGGUUUCCUACCAGGGGAGGGCCCGUUCUUCCCGUUUUCGGUCAACGGUACGUUCCCGCCGUAUCUAGCGAGUUGGGCCAACUUUACCGACGGGGACGUGUUCCCGUACACGCAAAAUCUAACGGAUGGAGCAUUAGGCCCCCUUUAUCAUGGAUUGCCACCUGGCACGGUCUUCCUCCCACCGCCCAAUAAUCAAACGGAUUACUACGACGAUGAUGAUCAAUCCAUAUACUACCCACCGCGGUAUACAUUCUAUUAUCCUCAAGAUAACACCAGUGCGGUACCGCCAGGUCCUCUAGUGCCAGGAAUUAUUUUACCACCGCCGCCAGACUUCUUUUCCCCGUUUGAGGAAACGACGACGACGUCGACUGCAAGUCCGACUACGUUGCCAACGACGACGUCAAGCGUUCGGACGUCGGAAGCGGAAGAGAGCCGGCCGAACACGACGCCUCAUUAUCCGAAAAGACAUCCCUCGUAUCUGCCCCCACGAAAGAUAAGCACCAAGCCCUACAGGGAUCGUGCAGGCACGUCCACACCUAUCAGUACCAAACUAAGCUACAGAACGAAACACAAGAAUGCCACAAGCGUCCUGACAAGCACGCCAAAAGCCUAUUAUAAGACUGCGUCGUAUGACGAAGGAACGACCCUACCCCCGAAAAAGCCGGCGAACAUUGUAAACGCGGAGUACUAUAGCGUGCGACCCCUUCUUGGCAAUCAAGUGACAGAAUCAAGCCUUUCGGAGAAAAGCCAAUGGUCGGCAACGGUGAGCAGUACUUCGGUUCCCCUUUUGGCUUAUUACGCCACGACACCCUCGCCCCUGGACGUGACGUCAGCCAGCAUCAAGGACGUCACUCCAAACACAAGAGCAGUGCAACCUAAUCAAUUUCCGAAUCAGGCAUCCUCCUAUUACUUUUACGAAGAGGCGAGUGACGAGAUUUCUGGUACUGCUGGCGCUGCGGGUAUUACCGACACUCCUAGCACAGAUGCCACAGCUACCGUCACGGCGCCACCGUCGAUAUACUACCGCACGACCACCACGCCAUCUCCAUAUUACAAAGUGGAGCCAUUGCCAUUGCCGCUACCUCUACCCGUGCCUCCGUCGCAAGACAACAAGCAAUACUACAAAGUCGAGUCGAUACCUUCCCAGGAAACAGCUAAGGACUACAACGCCAAGCUCAUAAAUUCCUUGGCGAAAAAUGCACACGUGUACCAGUACUCGGACUCGGGUGUGGUACUGAAUCCAAAUAAAGGGAACGUGGAAUUGGGACAGCCGCAGAGACAACGGGCACUCGCGGAAUCUGGGCCUGUUUAUUAUCAAACGAUUUCCGUAGGACCCUCUGCCGCGCCAAAGCCCGAACCAUACUAUUAUUCGAAUUUGCAGAAGCCUCCGUACAAUUACGAGAUUAAAACGUCAAACCCGAAGCCCGUCUAUCAGUACAGUUACGAAGCAGCAGAUUACAGAAAGCAGAAGCAGGAACAACCUUACCAUCAGUCGGAGACCUCGCUACCUCCAUCGCGGCGCGAACAGAUUUCUUACAACGAAUAUCAAGAUAUUCAAAGUCCAGACGAACACUACGACUAUGAUGGCAGUGAGCCAGUUCCCCCGCAACGAUUGCAAUCUCAAAGGGCCGCUUAUGAGACGCCUCGAAAGAUAUCUAGUUAUUCGACGACAACGCUUCGGCCCGUCGUGAAAGCGACGCCAAAUCCCAGUCAUGCUUACUUCACUAAGCAGGACGAACGGUUGCUCGAUGACGUAACGAAAGAGUAUUUUAACAUUUUUGGGAAAAAAUUGCCGGAAGUAAAUAAUCUAGUAAGUACCACGCCUAUUUAUGCGCCAUUGAGCAGUACCACCGAAAACCCUCGGUACCAGAAUGAAAACACUUACCUAGCAAACGAUCACGAGGGACACCAAACUGCUAUGUAUAAACACACGGCCAAAGUCAAAAUGCAUUACAAUGACCAAACGCAGAGGCCAUACUCCCUGGAAGGCGACACCCGCGUCAAUUACAAGCAUCCACUGCCGCCCAUAAAUCCUGACAGCGAGUUUAUAACCGUGUCAAAGCCAGAAGCUAACGAACGCUCGCAGAGUUACAAGAUUGAGCAGAUACUGCGGCCAGCUGAUCGGCCUUAUAAAGGUCAAAAUAUCAUUCAAGAGGCGCCAAACGAACCCACUGCCUUUGUGGGUUCUCCGAUCGUCAAGGAGCAACGACCACAGGGUUACACGGUUCAAGACACGAGACAUCCCAACAGUGACAGCAAACGUCCUGCUGCUCCGGUACGCAAAUACCAACAGCAGAAUAAUUGGCACGAAAAUCGAUACGUGCCUUCCAAUUACCCAGAAGAACCGGGUGAAACAGAUUACAGAUCGUUACCGAUAUCUCUUGCCGACGAUAUAGCCGUAAAUUAUCGAAAUCCCCGACCUAAUAUAAAUCCCGAUGCAGAGUUCAUCGGUCCGAUUACUGGUGUUCAGGUUCCUCAAAUUGGACGAGCUUUACGGGGUCGAGAAGAAAACAAAGAGAACGCGUACUUCGCGUACCAGCUGCCGGGCAACGGCGGCGGUCACUUCUACUUCCUGACGCCCCAGGCAGUAUCGCAGAAACAAGACGAGAACGGCGGAUAUCUUUACCCGAAGCCUAACGGACCAAGACUUAUCAGAAGAAGGCGCGGCCCCGCUAAUCACUGAUAACUUUUAAGAAGACUAGAGAUCUAAUGGCAAUCGCGAGAUGCCAUAUGGAAAUCGGUAUGCCACGGGAGCAAGUGGGUGUCAUAAGUGCAAUUGCUGUAUCAGCACGACGCGCUUACAGUAUUUAUUCCCUGUACAUAUAGACGACUAAGUUAGUUAUUAAUACGAUUGCGAUAAUGCUUAAUUUAUGUAACCUAACCUAACUUCCUGUUCUUAGAUGAAUACGCAUUGUUAUCCGCGUGCGACGUAAUGUUCCCACGGUUGUGAUUGACUUUUAUAUACUUAUGUACUAUCUGUGAUUAAAGUUUCAAAUGUACGUACGAAUGGCGUACUCUUUACAAACACGUGGAAUACUUGGCCGCUUGGCGAACCUUUCUCCUUGACUUCCUUCACGCAAACACUUAGUUCGAUUAAUGUUAAUCCAAUCGCUGGCAACUAUUCAAAUUUAUCGUUUCAGCUAGAUUAUACUUGCAUGGUCAUUUAGUAUCGUUUCCUGUACUAAAUAAUGUUUUAAGCUGUAUGAAAGAUUUAAGGAUAUCAAAAAUGUGUAUAUGCGUGUCAGCCCCGCGACCGUAUUACUUAUUCUCAACAGGCUCGUGUAUAAAAAUUGUACAUAUUGAGUGUACAGUGGUAAUUUCAGAUACUAUAUAGAGGUAAGUAUAUUGAUAUUGACGGUAUCGAGAUUUAAGCUGUGUAUUAAGACUAUGAUGAAUCAUUCUAUUGGGUUUAGGUGCAAUACUACAUUAUACGAUUCAUAUUUUGAUACGUCUGUCAUUUUACAAUAAUAAUUAAUAUUCUGGAAUUAUAUUUCUCGCGUGUUAAUAUGUCAACAAAAGUACGAAUGGAUGGGAUUCACUGUAGGAUAUUUUUAACGAUAGCCAAACUUGCACGAUUGUAUCUAAAAACAAGUUUUAUAUUUUUCAUUAUACGAUUCAAGCGUGUUGCGACAUUAUAUUAGUAGAAUGAUCAGUAUACUUCUACACAUUGGACUGUUUUAGCUUUGUAAUUAGCUACUUCUCAAAUAUAAAUUGAAUGCUUUAUCGUUAUGAAACUGUAGAACGCUGCUUACACAAUGAAAAUUUAUAUAGAAAUAAUGUGGACGUAUAAAAAAAUGUAUAUUUUACUGUAUUUAAUCAAAAUUCUUGUCUAUAAUCAAAUAAAUUUUGGUCGCUAACACGUUGUGUGAAAAAAAAGAGAUGAUAUAAAUAUUAACAGAAUGACGAUAAUUCUGUUGUAAGCGAAUUGAAAUAAAUAGAGGUACCAUUCCCCGUGAGCUUAACUGGAAUAUUUCAAUUUCUGAGUAAUUAAAAUUUUUAAAUGAGUGUUUGCAUACUGAUUAAGCCAUUAAUUUCCUGCUAAAUAAAUAAAUUGUACCCCAUUCGUUGCUACAUUCAACGAUUUCUGCGUCUAAUCGUUAACUUUCUUCCUAUUACUUUUACGUGGUCUUUCCAAUCGAACUACAUACAUAGUGCAUUACACUGUAAGUGUAAAUAACACUAAGUUUUGCAAUGGUGUACAAAUGUAAAUCACUCUUUGGUUAUAUCAAUCAGAUUUUUUGUAAAGCAACAAACUUUUACAUGGAGACAGGUAAAUUUUACCAUGGGACGCAGUUUACCGUGUGCACUGUAAAAUUUACUUUUAGCUACUUAAAAUAUUGUGUCUUAUAACGUUAUAAGCAACAAGUAAUGGAAUGGUAACGAUGUUGUACGUACUUGAAAGGUUUAAUGAUAAUGAUAGACCGAAUAACGUAUGACGGAUCAUAGAAAUUUUUAGCGUUCAUAGAAUUUUUGCGUUCGACGCAGCCCCAACGAAUUAUCAAAAAUCUCAAUUCACGUUGUGUUUAGCAAAAAAAAAAAAAUAUAAGUAGUUUGCUAAAAUGAGAAUUGCAUCUGCAAAAAAG
Cephus cinctus (wheat stem sawfly) is the source of this 5743-nucleotide messenger RNA. RefSeq lists its product as uncharacterized. The transcript has 2 exons. The record is from RefSeq and is a predicted model, not a curated record. NCBI's taxonomy places the organism in Eukaryota, Metazoa, Arthropoda, Insecta, Hymenoptera, Cephidae. The coding region runs from base 346 to 3843 and encodes 1165 amino acids.